This is a messenger RNA of Leptomonas pyrrhocoris, 3441 nucleotides long. RefSeq lists its product as hypothetical. Bases 433 to 3441 code for a protein of 1002 amino acids. NCBI's taxonomy places the organism in Eukaryota, Euglenozoa, Kinetoplastea, Trypanosomatida, Trypanosomatidae. The transcript has a single exon. The record is from RefSeq and is a predicted model, not a curated record.
AGCGCCGCCGCUUUUUUCGCCUUUUCCACCGAGAGAGAAGGGGAGAGAUAGAGAAUGGGGGAUAUGCGGAUUCAUCCACCCCCUAACAAACAACGACAACAAGCAAACAAAAACGGUGACUGCACCCAUGCGUAAUAUCGAAUUAAAUCGAGGAAAGAAAGACACACCGCCCGUCGUACCUCUUCACAUCAACAAUUAUAUCCCGGUUCACUGCAGACCCUUGCAGGAACGAACUCGCACCAGCUCCGCGCUACGGAGAGAGAGAGCUGUCUUCACUAGAUUCUUAGAUACACCUUAGUUUCUUUUUCCGUGUCCUUGUUACAGCAUUUUGUUUUUCUUUCGUGCGAGUAAUUAUUUCUAGAUUGGAGUUCUGCGCCUUUUCUUUCUUUCUUGGCCCUAUAGAAUUGUUCUACUUUCAGCGGUGCGGCGCCCAUGCGUCGUGUAAUACGUGAGCCGCAGGAGCUGCAGGAGGAGGAGGAGUCACCUGCGGAGGCACCCUAUACAACGCCGCGUACAUCGCAGACGGUGCAGCGGCGGCCACUCGGCGAUGCCGAACACGUUGAUCGUGUGCCAGCACCACAGCGUCCCUCGCUCUCCGCCACACGGACAACCCGUCUUUCCACGGGCGAAGGCAACUUCAACGAUGUAGCCGCGGUAGCGGCGGCACCACGUCGAGUGUCUGGCCCUCCGUCUUUCUGUACAGCGACGAGCCUCUAUCGCAGCCACCUUCCCACCAAUAGCUGCCACGGCAUCCACAACGCCGAUUACGUAGAGGGUGCUCCGGCUUCGACGCCAACGCAUCUCGCGUCGUCGUCGCCUACCGGAGGAAAAGACUUGACAACGCCGCCACGACGACCAUCCCGCAUCGUGCCAUCGCCCACAGCGUAUCACAUCCUGGAAAACACAUCGCAGACGCCGGCGAGCAAGGUAUAUCCCACGCCGCCGUGGUGGCAACGAUGCGCAGAGGGCGUUGGAGAGGCGGAGGAAAGACCAGAGGUGCGUCACGGAAACGUAGUCGGUCCGGCGGCGCCGCAUCAGAGAAGUGACGCCCCUUUGCUACGCGUAACACACCACCGCAACAGCUGUCGGGAUGAGAACCCACACAUGAACACCGAUCGAGACGAUGACUAUGAAGACGAGAAUGAUGCGCGCAGACUUUCCACGGCGCCCCCACCACCACCACCGCCCCGGUCACGUACUCGCAGUGUCACUUCCCACCGCUUAUCUCGCACUGUCUCUCCGUCGUCCGCACAGUCGGCCGCAGACGACGACUCCCCUCUCCGCUUUGUCGAUCCAGCGGCGUACGGCCCACCCCAACACACAUCACACUUGCCGAAGUGCACUGCUCAAAACGGUGCGGGCGAGCUGCAAAGCGCGGAGGCCCGACAACGACAUCAACCAGCACCGUCGCCUGGGACGUCUCGGCUGCAUCGACAGUCAUCGCAGCAGGACGCAGAGGCGACGUUUUUCUUUCACAGGGACGCAAGCACAGCCUCCACCUCCUCCGCUGCGAUGAGCACGGCGACAUCGGCAGCCGCGACAUCAUCCGCAGCACCAACGCAGACGCAGCGGCUGCGCAUCUUCAGAGAGAGCGCGGCGCACCCGUCUGGGUUUCCAGUGCCACUGCGCGGAGCAGGUACGGCGGCUCCUCGCACCCUGUACAACGGCCUAGCUCUUCUCCCCGCCACCGUUGCGGAUCGUCAGGCGGCCACCCGCGCCGCGACGAGCGGGCACGCCGCAGUCCUAUACGGCACCGGUAAUCAUCCGUCCACCUACGACGUUCAAAAAUACCGCCACGCGGUCGCAGCGGUGACCGGUGUUGACCCCGCCCGUCUGCGCGCCGGCGUGUUAAGCCAGUGCUACAUGCGUGUGCAUAGUGGGUGGACGGAGGUGGCAGACGAGGGCGGCGGUGAGGCGGGGACGCGGCUGCAGCACACCACGACCCGACUGCGGUUGGGCCUACGCGGCGGUGGGGCACCGCAGAGGGCGGAGCUGCAGGAUCCAAUCUCAGGGCUGCAGCGGAAACCGAAUGAGGUGUCCGCCGCCUACCUGACGAAGUCAAUACAGGAAGAGAAGCGUGUUGUGGGGCGUGUGAACGACAAAAGCGGUGAUAAUCGAAGCGCAUCGACGAGCAGCUCCGUGGCAUACGUUGAUGAUGGCGGCGACCAUCCUCACCACUGUCCUCCUCCGCGCCCUCGUGCGGAGACGGCACCAGGAGAAGGUCUGAACAAGCUCGCGUUGGAGAGGCGCACCCGGGCCAACGCGCGACCUUCACUCCUACGCCCGACGCACGCCGCGACCGGUAUGCUUCUCACGCCGGACGAGAAACGGUUGUACUGGGCGGAGCACGCACCGCUGCAUCACGCUGCCGUGCGCGGCCUGAACGCGCUGCUGCAGGGCGUUGGGGAGGCGGAGUCGGCUUACGACGCCGCGUCGGUCAGCACAGGCGAGCAAAACACGUUUACGGGAGCCGCGUCAGCGUGUGGCAAAGGUGGGCGGCACACGUACGUGGCGGCCGGCCGCGAUGCCCGUCCAUUUCACAAGGAUCGAUACUUUAUACCACCAGAACUCGAUCCUCCACAUCACAGUUCCACGACCGCGAUAAAACGUGUUGCCAACUACAGUGAUGCACAAAGCUUGAUGCAUGCCUCUUCACGGCCACAGCAGCGUAUGGAGGAGAGAACAAGCCGUCCGCUCCCCCACGCGGAUGUGGAUCGCGCUCGAGCGCAGCUGCUAGACGCGCUGCGGCAACGGCGGGGCCGGGAGAGCACGCUCAUGACCUCCUCCAUCCUUCCUGCGUCGUACCGUCGCCAUUCGCGUUCUCCCGUGCGUGGCGUGCGAGACGAAGAAGAAUGUGCGGACGUCGUUGCGACGACGGAGCACGAAAACGAUGUCUACUACGGUGCUGCCACGCGGAGAGACGGGGUCGAAAGUUCUUUUGAUGUGGCAGACGACCCUGUUGGUGAGAGGACGAUGGGCUUGGUGGACUCCUACGCGGUACACGACGCAUCUGGUUCUUCGUUGAUGGCGGAGGGAACCGUUUUAUCGGAGGCGCGAAAGGGUCGCCGUAAUGGUGUGUGGAGCGCACCGAGCCGUACGGGCGAUGACCGGCACAUCCCAAAGAGAGAGGCGUCUGCGUGCCCUGCGGCUGGUGUCCCUUCUCGCCCGAUAGCUGCGGGAGACGCGUCACGCCCAUCGCCGCCGCACCACACCGCCGCCUUCCUUUUCCCACCCAUGAUGACCCCGCUGCUGCACGAAGUCGACGAGUGCUUGCGCUUUCACGGGUUACCUGUGGUGGGGGACAUGUGGCAGUGGAACGUGACGGAACAGAUGGCGCUGCUGCGCUCCGCCGGGUUCAGUGCUGAGGAGUGCCAAACGAUUGCGUGGGAGCUUGAGCGCAUGAUUCGAGCCACGUCGACGACGUGCCCGGUGGCGGUGUAG